UCGCCUUCCCCAAGCGGCCCGCCCACGCGCACACAGCCGGAGUGGGGAGAGAGAGAGAGAGAGCCGGCGGGCGACACGGCGACACCCGCAGAGUGGCACGACGAUUCCACUCGACGACGCUCCAGGCCGCGCCGGCGCGCCCCACAAUGGCUCUCGCCACCUCCCACCACCAUCACCGCCUCUUCGGCGCCGCCCCCUCCGCCUCCUCCGCCGCUGCGGCCUCCCGCCUGCCGCUGCGGGGGUUCCUCCGCUCCCGAGCCGCCUUCCCUGCUCCGCUCGCGGCCGCGCGGAGAAUAUGUUGCCAAUCUGUCGACUCAGCUAAUGUGUUGGGAGCUUCUUCCACGACAUCUGAUGAGGCAGUUCCAGUGCCACUCGUCAUGAUAGAUCAAGAUUCAGACCGUGAUGCAACCAUCGUGCAGUUGAGUUUUGGAGACCGUCUGGGGGCACUACUUGACACGAUGAAGGCACUCAAGGACCUGGGCCUUGAUGUCACGAAAGGAACUGUGGCAACUGACUCAGCUGUCACACAAACAAAGUUCCACAUCAUGCGAUUCGGGCGCAAAGUUGAGGACCCUGACAUGUUAGAGAGGAUACGGCUAACCAUCAUUAACAACAUUCUGCAAUAUCAUCCUGAAUCAAGUGAGAAGUUAGCAAUGGGUGAAUUUUUUGGAAUAAAACCUCCUGAGAAGAAGGUUGAUAUUGAUAUUGCAACUCAUGUGGUUGUGGAAGAUGAUGGACCAAAAAGAAGCAUGCUUUACAUAGAGACAGCUGAUCGGCCUGGCCUACUUCUGGAAAUAAUGAAGAUCAUUACUGACACAAACGUUGAUGUGGAAUCUGCUGAGAUUGAUACUGAAGGUUUGGUUGUCAAGGACAAGUUUCAUGUGAGUUACAGAGGCGCAAAACUAAACAGCUCCUUAUCUCAGGUGCUGAUUAAUUGUCUGCGCUAUUACCUCCGAAGGCCCGAGACAGAUGAAGACAGCUAUUGAUCGUUAUGGUGCCCAGCCUUCCAAGGACUUCAGAUCAGAAAGCUGUGAACUCUGCCUUGAUUUCCUUUUCCUGUGAAGUGCCUUGUACAAAAUAUGCCUACUCUGUUCCCAAAAUGCUGCCAUAUAGAAGAUGGCAUUGGCUUAUCAAAUCAGUUGGGAUAUUUUUAGAAGCUUCAGGUUUAGGUUUCAGUAGCUGUAUCCCAUUUGAUUCCGAUUGUAAGGGGUAACAGUGGAAGGUCCUCCAUUGUGCAUGUAAAAUACUUGGCUACGAUGUCUUCUGUGAUGAAAUAAAGGAGCAUUGCCAAAUUACGAAGGUCCUUUUUU
Molecule: messenger RNA, 1310 nt
Organism: Setaria italica (foxtail millet)
Lineage: Eukaryota; Viridiplantae; Streptophyta; Magnoliopsida; Poales; Poaceae
Product: ACT domain-containing protein ACR12
Exons: 10
Coding region: 147-986 (279 amino acids)
Cellular component (GO): chloroplast thylakoid membrane; chloroplast stroma
Source: RefSeq, a predicted model, not a curated record